AUGGAGUGCUGCCGACAACGCGCUUCAUACGCGUCAUGGCGAAUAGCUACGUUUCGUCAACUUUUCCUCACAGCUGCAAACCCUGUAUCGUCCAAUCGCGUCCUUCGGCGUGGAAUCUCAAGCUCCAUCGGCCGGGACGAGUCGCGAAGCCCAGAAUCUCAGAAUGAAGCCGACGCGCAGGAGCUAGAUCAGGGCAAUGUGAGGAAAACCGGAGAAGCAUCAUCUCAAACAGCUCAAUCUGUCCGUCCUUCGCAGCUACUGCCUCAAUCGCCUUUGCUCACAAAAGCACUUCCCGGAGUCGAGAAGAAGCGCAAGAAUCGGCCAACUCAGAGUGAUGCAGACCGGUUACGUCUCAAUCCCUGGGCAGUAGCACUGGCAUCGCCUCUACGUAUGUGUACAGUUACCGGAACUCGUUUGCCACGGGAGUUUUUUACGGAUUGGGGUCUGGUCCAACGCCCGGACGACGAGGGGCUCUGGUUCAUGCCUGUUGGUCUCCUACGCGACGAAUUAUCGUCCUCGAAAGUCACGCAAGCUGAUCAACAUGAUCAAGCCGAACAAUUAUCUCCGAAGAACAGAUCGCUUCGCUCCCUCACUCUACGAAUUAUCGACCGUCUUCCCCUGCUGAAGGACUUAACCAUACCGCUUGCGCGAAACAAGAGUGGGAGAAGACCCCUGAUCACAAGAAUGGUGCCUUUUCGAUGGAAGCACCCGCUGGGACCCCUUACAACUCGAGAGGAGAAACGGUUGAUUUGGCGGGAGGACAUGCCUGAGUUCGUUCUUGAGAGAAUGCGGAAGCAUGUCCUAAAGAGACUCAAAGACAUGUACGGUGCGCAGAAGCGGUCGAAAUCAAGGCUCGGGUCUUUAAGGAUCAUUGAGGUCAAAGACACUUCUUACGAUGCUCUUCUGGAAGGCUUAGGACGCUUGGAGAAGAUCGAGCGCAUGGAAUGCGGUGGGGUGCUGGUCAUGGGCCGUCAGUUGGAACAACGCGAGAAUGGAGAUUUUGAAACCGCUCAAGAGCAGGUUCACGAUCACGAACCAGCAAAGUCUCUGUAUCCGGAUUUGGUGACCCUUCCACAGUCCCAGUCGAGAGUACCCGUCUUUGACCUGCCUGAGCUAUUGUCUCCAGCCGAUCUAGCAGAAAUCAGGAGCUAUGGUCCACACUUUGAGAAGACUGCUCUGAUCCUGAGCCCCGUCAACCCAGCGGCCGUUCAAGCUCUUCUGGCGCUGUGGAAACUGAAGGCAUUCCUCAGGCCCCAGGAAGCGUGA
Aspergillus fischeri NRRL 181 is the source of this 1266-nucleotide messenger RNA. RefSeq lists its product as uncharacterized. The record is from RefSeq and is a predicted model, not a curated record. The coding region runs from base 1 to 1266 and encodes 421 amino acids. NCBI's taxonomy places the organism in Eukaryota, Fungi, Ascomycota, Eurotiomycetes, Eurotiales, Aspergillaceae. The transcript has a single exon.